UAGCAAGCACUUGCGUUUUUAACAAGUCAAUAAUAUGUGUCAUCAUAUACUGAAUGCUCAUUGAGGCUGAUCAGCAUAACAAACGCGAAACACUCCCAAACUUCUUUCCUCCCGCAAACUGUAGCGCGGAGGAAAACUGUGAACAAGAGGCAGAAUUGUGUGGGCGACAGAAAGGGCGGAGUUAUGGAGAGCUUGCUAUGCGCGCAGCAGGUACAUGGUCAUGUUCAUCCCCCCUACGCUUAUUCUGCUUCUUUGCUCCAGAAGCGUCGCAUCCGUAUCAGUAAAAUGUCUCGGCUGCUUACGAGGAACAAUAGUUUUGGCCGCCGCUGCGACAUAAUCGUAUGUGGUGGAAGCUUCAAUGAUAGUACGAGAAACACUCAGCCGGAAAGAAGCGGGAUUCAGCUUUAUCGGAAUAUUGAAAGAUUACUCACAGAUACGGUGAAACAUUCUCAAGAAGCUCGGGGUACCUCAAAAGACUGGAAGGAAGUUGAGGGAACAUGGGUCUUAAAACCAAGAAACACAAAACCUAAAGUACUUGUACACUUUGUUGGAGGGGUUUUUGUUGGGGCUGCUCCUCAGCUUACCUACCGUUUAUUCCUGGAGCGCCUCGCUGAGAAGGGUAUAUUAGUUAUUGCCACCCCUUAUGCUAGUGGCUUUGAUCACUUCUUGAUUGCAGAUGAAGUGCAGUUCAAAUUUGACAGGUGUUUUCGGUUUCUCCAGGAGAUGGUAGAAGAUCUUCCGGUUUUCGGCAUCGGUCACUCAUUGGGUUCUGUUAUUCACCUUUUGAUUGGUUCAAGGUAUGCUGUUCAGAGAAGUGGAAACAUAUUAAUGUCGUUUAACAGUAAGGAUGCGAGCCUUGCAAUUCCAUUGUUCUCCCCAUUCCUUGUACCAAUGGCUCAAAGCAUUGAACCACUUCUUUCACAAAUUGCAGCAUCACCAACAGUCCGUCUUGGGGCAGCGAUGACUCUAAAGCAGCUACAGACUCUUAGCCCUACUGUUAUGAAGCAAGUACUUCCCCUGGUUGAACAGCUUCCUCCUUUAUAUAUGGACUUGAUUAAUGGAAGAGAAAAUUUUACUCCCAGGCCUGAAGAAACAAAAAGACUGAUAAAGUCUUACUAUGGCAUUUCAAGGAAUCUCUUAAUAAAGUUCAAAGAUGACACAAUUGAUGAAACAUCGGCACUAGCUCAGCUGCUUAGUACGGAUUCUGCCAUCAGUUCAGUUUUGGAUAUGUCUAUUCGAUCUUUACCCGGUGGCCAUGGACUUCCUCUACACCAGGCUCUCCCAGAUGUACCACCUGCAAUGACGAAUGCCGUUAACAAGAGUGGGGAGCUUCUGGCGAAUUUGACUGCGGGAACGCCAUGGGAAACCUUAGCUAAAGAAGUAGGCAAUGCCUUAGCCAGCGGAGACUCAAAUGUCCUUCGUCCUGAAAUACCCAAAGAUCUUGAUAUGCUAAUAGAUGCAUUAGUUUCAUGGAUGGCUUCAAAUUCUGGCCCCAAACUUCUACGAAGCUGAAAAACGAAACUUAUCGUUUUCAAAAGACUGGACAUUGACCAAAUGUCCAAAAGAUUACCACUUGGUUGAUUUCUAUGCUGUAUGUGGAACAGUGGACGUGUGGAGUUUCAACGCAUGGAAGAAGAAAAGUAAAUAUGAUACGGUAUGAAAGUGUGACUUUUAUAGACUAAUAGAGAGUACUCGUUUUAUUUAGUAAAUUAUCCUUUACAAUCGUAUUUAUACAGUCAGAGCCCUAUGCUGGAGAUAUUUCAGGGCAAAGUGUGUGUAUUUUUAUUUGGGAAAUUUACUAUUAACCCCCUCCGUUUCUGUCAUAAAUAUUAAUGCAAUCUCGCGUUUUCAAAAAUCAAUUAGUUACCUCCGAGUUUGGAUCAUUCUCAUUCUUUGCCUCUCACGUUAAUAUUUGUUAAAUUUAAAUUUAACAUAAUUCUUAAAUUCAAUGAAAAAUGUCUAAAAUUAGUUUUAAAUGUAAAACACAAAUUAUUAUCAUAGUUAUAAGUCAUUGUUAUUGGUCGUUAUUUUUCUACUUAGCUACUUCAUCGUGGAAUAAAUAUUUUUACUCAAAUUUUUAAUAUUAAAACUCGGGGAUAAAUCACAUAAUUCAUGAAUUACAUACUCAAAUUUUUAAUAUUUUUAUUUUAAAAAAUUAAAUAUCAUUUAAUCUUAUAAAACUAAUAAACUUUUUACAUUCAAAAAACUUUUGUGAAGAUAAAAUCAUCACAAAUUAGUAAUAGAGUUAAUAAAAAAUUUUAAUAAAUUAAAAUCUAUUAUAUUUUAGGUCUUAGAUUGAGAGCUUUGAAUUAUUCAGAUCAUGAAAUAGUUAGAAUAAUCAAAAUCAUCACACAUUUUAUCUUUUAGGUCCCUUAUUCUAAACCCAUCUUUUAGGUUAUGGAAUGAUAAAAAAAUCUUGGUAUUUCUUCUUUGCUACACACGAAAGAAAUGUCAUUGCAAACCAUUAUAAGACUUUUAUAUUUAUAAUGAAGAAGUGCCUAAAACAAUGAUCGAGUAGUAGGUUAAGUAGAAAAGCAAACCAUCAUCAACAAUGACUUAUAAUUAUGAUAAUAAAUUGUAUUAUAAUUUAAAAAUUAAUUUUAUGUACAACUUUCAUUGAAUUUAAGAGGUAUAUUAAGUUUAAUUUAACAAAUAUUAACGUGAGGGGGUAUAUGGUGAGAAUGAUCAAAACAUAGGGGGUAACUAAUUGAUUUUUGAAAAUGAAAGGUUGCAUUAAUAAUUAUGAUAUAAGCUCAGGUGGUUAAUAAUACUUCGUAUAAUUUUCACUUUUUAUUUUAUUGGUUGUUCAUACAACAACAUCAACAAUAAAAUCCAAGCCUUAAU
Molecule: messenger RNA, 2844 nt
Organism: Cuscuta europaea
Lineage: Eukaryota; Viridiplantae; Streptophyta; Magnoliopsida; Solanales; Convolvulaceae
Source: the annotation of a GenBank genome assembly